AUGCCAGAAAAGUCAGACGAAGCAUGGAAAAGGGAAAUCCAAGAGAUCGAGAAGAAGAUUGAGGAUGCUAAGACCACACUCGAGAACAAGAAGGAGGAACAGACGGCGGUCAAUGAGCAGCGCGAAAAGUUACAAGAGGCAAAAGAGCAGAGAUCAAAGCCACCUGCGCCAGUUCUCAUCCUUCACACCAUGGUGGACGCUCAUCGCGAACAUACCCAGGUUGCUGGAAAUGAAUUCGACCUGUUGUACAAGGACGCUUUGAAGAUCGCCAAAGACGCCAUGUUUCUUACAAUGUCCAUGUCAUCAGACGAGGAGGAUUGAAGUAGCGCCCCAGACAUUAUCUUCUCAGUCAAUCCUGCAAACAUCAUACUGUCGCGCAAGGAGGGUUGAGACGGC
Molecule: messenger RNA, 396 nt
Organism: Aureobasidium pullulans EXF-150
Lineage: Eukaryota; Fungi; Ascomycota; Dothideomycetes; Dothideales; Saccotheciaceae
Exons: 2
Coding region: 1-321 (106 amino acids)
Source: RefSeq, a predicted model, not a curated record